GAGAGAGAGAGAGUGUGUGUGUGUGUGUGUGUGUGUGUGUGUAGGGGGGGGGGAGCGCUCCACAAACCCGCCCCCCGAGCCUGCGUGUCCGGCGGAGCCGCGGGAUGAGCCGGGGGCGGCGAUGAGCGCGGCGGGGCCGGGGGCGGCGGCGGCGGCGCCGCUCUCCCGCAAGCAGCGGCUGAUGGCCGCGCUGGCGGCCGGCGAACCGGCGGCGGGCGGCCCCGGGGCUCCCCAAACCCCGGCGCCACCCCUCUGCUGCUUCAUCUGCGGCGGCGGCAUCAGCCGCGGCAAAGAGCUCAAGCUUCAAGUGCGACCCCCCCGCGACCACCGACCCUUCUUCCCCUUCCUCCAGCACCAGGAGCCGGCGCCCGGCGCCCGCGCCGUCUCGGCGGAGGGCUGCGCCUUGGUCUGCGCCGUCUGCCGCUGUUUCCUGGGCGAGCAGUGGGACUCCUUCGAGCGCAGCCGCACGCCGGUGGAGAAGCGCAUGUACUGGCUCAAACGGCCCCAUCAGUGCGAGGCGGCGGCGGCGGCGGCGGCGGCGGCGGGGGGAGCCGGGCUGCGGCGGGGGGCGACGGGCUGGGACCCCGCCGCGCCGCCGCGCCGCCCCGCCGGCCCGGAGGAGGAGGAGGAGGAGGAGGAGGAAGAGGAGGAGGAGGAAGGGCCGGCAGCCGGCUCCGACCUCUCCGAGCUCUCCGACGCCGAACCCCUUUCCGAGCCCGAGGGGGCGGGCGGCGGGGCGCGGACCCCCCCGGCGGCGGCGGGCAAGCGGGGGCCGCCCUGCUGCUCCUCGGAGGACAGCGAGAUCAACAUCACCAGCGAGGAGGAGGAGGAGGAGGAGGAGGAAGGCAGCGAGCGGGCCGGUUGGGCGUCGGGCACCGCCUGCUACAUCUGCGGCAGCCCCUUGUCACCCGCCACCCAGCACCGCGUCCACGUCCAGAAGCAGGAGAAGACCUCGCCGGCACCCUUCUUCCCCUUCCUCUGGCUGCACAGCCCUCCGCCGGGCGCCCAGCCCCUCUCGCCCGCCGGCAGCACCCUGGUGUGUCCCUGCUGCUUCGCCUCCCUCAUGCAGCAGUGGCAAAGCUUCGAGCUGGCCAACGUGCCCGUGCUGCAGCGGCUCUACGUGGUGCCCCUCAACGCCGCUGCCAUGCCCGCCAAGGGACGGCGAGGGCUGAAGGAGGAUGGGGUGGGCGCCCCGCCGGCCCCCGAGGCUUGCUACCUCUGCGGGGAGGAGUGCGGCAAGGAGGCGAGACCGGUGGCGGCCAAGAUCACCAACGGCAAUGCGAAGAGCACCAUGCAUUUUCCCUUCCUCAGCCUCCUGCCGUGCCCGCCCAGCGCCAAGGGGCUGAACAAGCACUGGGAGGUGAGCAGCUGCCGCAAGUGCUUCGGGGUCCUGCAGGACCUGUGGGCCAUGUACAGGGCCUGCCACAACGAGGAGCUCAUCACCUCGGUCCAGAGCUUCCUGGGGAGGUACCACCAGGUCUUCUCCGCCGGUGACUCCAGCGGCCUGGCCGGCCACCCCGCAGUCAAGCCUGGUCCCACCUCCGUCUGCUACAUCUGCGGGGCCGAGCUGGGAGCCGGCAAAGAGUUCCAGCUCAACGUCAACCCGCCGGGACGAUUUGGGGAGAAGGAGCCCUUUUUUCCCUUCCUGACGGUCUACCCACCUGCCCCACGGGCCAGACCGGCCGACUCAACCGGGCUGGUGGCCACCUGCGUCCUCUGCUACCAUGACCUGCUGGGGCAGUGGCUGCAGCACGAGGGCAGGAACUCCCACCACCCCAGCAGCGCCUGGUCCCGGCAAUACAAAGUGGAGACCUUCGUCUGCUUCUUCUGCCGGCAGGAGAAGAAGCGAUGCCUUGGAUUAAAAGCGGUUCAAGUGGCCAGGCUCCCCGUCUUCCUCUACACCCUCCGCGUGGCCAACAGCUUGCUGGUGGAUGACGGGAAGCAGCUGACCAUCGGCGCUUGUGCCGAGUGCGGUGCCGUGGUCCUGGCUGGCAAGAGCAUGACCCCGCCGGAGCUGCUGGUGGCGGCACCCCCGGCUCUCCUCCCCAAGGCGUCCUCUUCGUCCCUCGAGACAGCCGCCACCAAGCCUGUGGCCAGCGAGCCCCGGCACCGGGUGGCCAGCGCCGGGGAGAGCCCAGGGACAGGCGGUGGCACUGCCGCGGACAUCGGCCAGCGGACGGCUUUGGACGCGGAGGGUGCGGACACUGGAGCCACAAGCAUGAGCCAUGAGCCGAAGUCGCCGUCCCUAGGAAUGCUCUCCACCGCCACCCGCACCACCGCCACCGUCAGCCCCCUCACCCCCUCGCCUCUCAACGGCUCCAUCGUCCCCAAUGGCAGCCCGGCAGCCAGCAGCACUUUGUCCGUCCAGGCAGCACCUUCCUCCAGCUUCGCCGCCGCUCUCCGCAAGCUCGCCAAGCAAGCCGAGGAGCCCAGAGGGUCCUCGAUAAGCAGUGAGUCAUCCCCGGUCUCCUCGCCGGCCACCAACCACAGCUCCCCCGCCAGCACGCCCAAGCGCGGCCCCAUGGGCCCCAUCAUCGUGCCCCCGGGGGGCCACAGCGUGCCCAGCACGCCGCCCGUCGUCACCAUCGCCCCCACGAAGACGGUCAACGGGGUCUGGAGGAGCGAGGGCAGACAGCAAGAAGCCGGGUCGCGAAGCAGCAGCAGCAGUGCCGGCCGCGAGCGCCUCAUCUCGGAGCCCCCCCUCGCGCAGGAGAAAGCGGGGGGCCCCACCGUCCCCUCCCACCUCCUGGGGACACCCUACUCCUUCGGGCUGCCCCCCAGCUCCGUGGUCCAGGACUCCCGCUUCCCGCCUCUCAACCUGCAGCGGCCGGUCCACCACGUGGUGCCUCCCAGCGCCGUCACCGAGGAUUACCUGCGCAGCUUCCGUCCCUACCACACCGCCGAGGACCUCCGCAUGUCCUCCCUGCCGCCCCUCGGCCUGGAUCCGGCCACCGCCGCCGCUUACUACCACCCCAGCUACCUGACGCAUCACCCCUUCCCGCACCCCGCCUUCAGGAUGGACGACUCCUACUGCCUGUCGGCGCUGCGGUCCCCCUUCUACCCGCUGCCAGCGCCGGGCUCGCUGCCACCCCUGCACCCCUCGGCCAUGCACCUGCACCUCUCGGGGGUCCGGUACCCCCCCGAGCUCUCCCACUCCUCCCUCUCCGCCCUGCAGUCCGAGCGCAUCUCCAGCCUCGCCGCCGAGAGGCUGCAAAUGGACGAGGAGCUGCGGCAGAGGGAGCGGGAGCGCGAGCGGGAGCGGGAGAAGGAGCGGGAGCGAGAAGCCGACCGGGAGCGGGAGAAAGAACGCGAACGGGAGCGGGAACGCGAGAAGGAGCUGGAGCGAGAGCGGGAAAAGGAGCGGGAACGGGAGCUGGAGAGGCAGCGGGAGCGUGCCCGGGAGAAGGAGCUGAGCAUGGUGAAAGCCAUGGAGGGGCCCUUCCUCCCCGUGGCCGAGCUGCACGGGCUGCGGGGACACCCGGCCGAGGAGCGGGGCAAGCCGGUGGAGCCGCUGGCGCCCAGCAGACCAGAGAAACUCAAGGACUCGGUGCUGCCGACGCCGAAGCCCAUCCAGCACCCGCUGCACCCGCCGCCGGCCUCCCACCACCCCGUGCCCAGCCUCAUCCCCAACCACAACGUGUUCCCGCUGCCGGGGAGCAGCGCGGCCACGGCGCUGCUCAUCCACCGCACCAACGAGGAGGAGAAGUGGCUGGCCCGGCAGCGCCGGCUGCGGCAGGAGAAGGAAGAUCGGCAAUCCCAAGUCUCGGAGUUUCGGCAACAAGUGCUGGAGCAGCACCUGGACAUGGGGCGUACCCCGAGCCAGCCGGAGCCUGAGCAUCGCCCCGAGCACCCCAGGUCGGGAUCGAGCCGUCACGAGCCCAGUGGCCGGGAGCCGGGGCAGCACUUUGGCGGGCCCCCGCCGCUCAUCUCCCCCAAGCCCCAGCACCACCCCGUCACCACGUCCCUCUGGAACCCCGUCUCGCUGAUGGAGAGCCCCCCUGAGCCCCCCCGACGCCUCCCCGAGCCCCAUGCCCUCCACGGCCACCCGGCCCCCUUCGAGCCCAGCCGUCAGGGCAUCCCGCUGGUGAAGGUGGAGAGGGUCUUCUGCCCCGAGAAGCUGGAGGAGGGGGCGAGGAAGAGGGAUGCUCUGGAGAAAUACCCCCCAGGACGGGAGCCCGGCGCCCCGGAGCACGGGAGCUUCACCCACGCCCCGUUCCUAGCCGAGCUGGAGAAGUCCACGCAGAGCAUCCUGAGCCAGCAAAGACCCCCGGCCGCCCCCUUCGCUGAGGCCACCAAGCCCAGCUCGCCCUACCGGCCCCCCCAGCCCCGCGCCCAGGACCCCAUGUACAUCUACGACGAGUUCGUGCAGCAGCACCGCAGGCUGGUCAGCAAACUCGACCUGGAGGAGCGCCGGCGGCGGGAAGCCCGUGAGAAAGGUUACUACUACGACCUGGACGACUCCUGCGACGACAGCGACGAGGAGGAGGUGCGGGCCCAUCUCCGCUGCGUGGCCGAGCAGCCCCCGCUGAAGCUGGACACGUCCUCCGAGAAGCUGGAAUUCCUGCAGCUCUUCGGCCUCACCACGCAGCAGCAGAAGGAGGAAUUGCUGAGCCAGAAGCGGCGCAAGCGUCGGCGGAUGCUGCGGGAGAGGAGCCCCUCGCCGCCAACGGUACAGAACAAGCGCCGCACGCCCUCCCCGCGCCUCCCGCUCUCCACCCGCUACAGCCCCGACGAGAUGAACAACAGCCCCAACUUCGAGGAGAAGAAGCGCUUCCUCACCAUCUUCAACCUCACGCACAUCAGCGCCGAGAAGAGGAAAGCUUCCCAUGCUGCAGACAAGGAGAAGCUGGUGGAGAUGCUGCAGGCCAUGAAGCAGAAGACCACGCCGGCCGCCGUGGUGGUGAAGAGCUCCCCGCGGGACAGUCCCAGCGGCCCCACCACCGAGCUGCCGGUGCCGCCGCUCCUGCUGGAUCCGGAUAAACCCGUGGGCAUCGCCGUCUCCGUGCCGGAGGGGCAGAAGAUGGCAGAGCCCAGCAGGUUAGACCAGCUGAGACCCCAGGAGCUACCGAGGGCUAAGGAGUCGGCCACCACGCCGGCAGAGAAGCCCCGGCUGAGCGACGGGCACCCCGGGAAGAAGGCACUCAGCAUCCUCAGCUACGUCAGGGGUCCUCUCCCCAAGGACAUCCCGGUGCCGCUGUCCCACAGCAUGAACGGCAAGAGCAAGCCCUGGGAGCCCUUCAUCGCCGAGGAGUUCGCCCACCAGUUCCACGAGUCGGUGCUGCAGUCCACCCAGAAGGCGUUGCAGAAGCACAAAGGGGGGACGGCGGCGCUGACGGCGGAGCAGAACCACAAGCUCGACGCCUCCAUCCACUACAACAUCCCCGAGCUGCAGGCGUCCAGCCGCCUGGCAGCCCCCCCCCACAACGGCACAGCCGAGGGGCCGCUGCCCCACCGGGCGCUGCCCCCGCUGCCCCACGACUCGGCCUCCGAGGAAGAGGAGGAGGAGGAGGAGGAAGAGGAGGAGGAGUACCCCAGGCCCAAGUGGCAAGGGAUCGAGGCAAUUUUUGAAGCUUACCAGGAACAUAUAGAAGAACAAAACCUGGAGCGCCAAGUGCUGCAGACCCAGUGCCGGCGGCUGGAGGCCCAGCACUACAGCCUGAGCCUGACGGCAGAGCAGCUUUCGCACAGCAUGGCGGAACUGAGGACCCAGAAGCAGAAGAUGGUGUCGGAGCGCGAGCGCCUGCAAGCCGAGCUGGAUCACCUGCGGAAGUGCCUUGCCUUGCCUGCAAUGCAGUGGUCUAGGGGUUAUUUCAAGGGGUAUCCCAGGUGACGCUCCUUGGGCUAGGCCGAACAUAUAGUCUAGAAAUAAUAAUCUAUUUUAUUACCUUGAAUAUUUAAUAUUUUUCACUGGGAGGUUUGAAGCUAAAAAAAAAAAUAAAAUUUAAAAAAAAAAAAAAAAAAAAAAAAGAAAAGAAAAAGAAAAAAAUAAAACGGAGAAUGUGCCAUGCAUGAAGCAAAGGAGCACGGGAGCCGGGAGCCCACCCGACGGCCAGCAGACCGCGUCCCCUCCCGUCCCCUCCCGUGCCGCCGGCCAUCCGCAAGCAACAGCCAGCCCGGCUCGGGCUCUCCUCCCGGGGGACAGGGCACUGCGGGCCCCCCCCUUACGCCCACCCACACUUUAGAGUGCUCAAUUUUUGCUGUUUUUUUUUUUGUUUUGUUUUGGUUUUUUGUUUUUUUUUUUUUUUUUUUUUUAAAAAAUUACAAUUUAAAGACUCCACCAACAACACUAAGGCCAGAGGAGCCCCGUGGGGCCGGGUGCGGGACCACUGGCCGGCAGCCACCGAGCCCCUCCGACUUCUUCCCGGCACGGCACCGGGAGCCUCCCCCCCUCCCCCUCCCCAAACCCCGGGGCUUUCCACUGGAAAUGCACUUCGCUAUAAAACAAUAAAGUCAAUAAACUGGUUGAAGGUACCUUUUUGUUCCUGUUUGGCGGGGAAGGGGCACAGCCACGCGCCGGCGGUGGCCCCGGCGGGGUUUCCUUGUCGGAGCCGGUCACCCUGGUUUUGCGAUUUGAGAGUCAAAAAGAAAAAA
Molecule: messenger RNA, 6591 nt
Organism: Chroicocephalus ridibundus (black-headed gull)
Lineage: Eukaryota; Metazoa; Chordata; Aves; Charadriiformes; Laridae
Gene: GSE1
Product: Gse1 coiled-coil protein
Exons: 17
Coding region: 122-5830 (1902 amino acids)
Source: RefSeq, a predicted model, not a curated record